Molecule: messenger RNA, 549 nt
Organism: Saccostrea echinata
Lineage: Eukaryota; Metazoa; Mollusca; Bivalvia; Ostreida; Ostreidae
Exons: 2
Coding region: 95-535 (146 amino acids)
Source: RefSeq, a predicted model, not a curated record
UACUGUAGUGCAUUAACUGCACUGAUCAGUAUUCCUUCUUAAACUGGGAAAUGUGGUUGGAUGUAGCUCGGGAAAGGUUGGAAUCAGAGAAACCAUGGGUAACUCACAAACGAGACAUCUGAAUUCCGGGAUCGUUCAUUCUACCCGAUCAACAGCAUACUCAAGUUCUAUAGAUUACGACACGGUUUCUUUAGAUAGUGACAGUGAUACAGAUUUGCCCUUCCGGUUCAGUUUUACACGAUUGUCAAAUCUUCCACCUUUACCCGGUAUCCAUCCUCUAGACUAUAAAGCAUACAUGAAUACACCAAGUACAUCCACUGCCAGCACAAAGCAAUCUCAACGCACCCUCAAAUAUGGACGACAGACAACUUUUCAUUUGCCAUUAAUUUCAAACCACGUCUCUGGUUAUCAGCAUCUUCAUCCUGGCGGUGUUGUUACAGUGAAGGAAAAACCAAAGGAAAAGAAAAAUUCUAAGACUGGAAGGAAAAAGAAGAAAAGUACCAAGAAAAAAAGAAAAGCUUUUCAAAAACGUUAGAAGUCUACGUUGAA